Molecule: messenger RNA, 5871 nt
Organism: Cornus florida
Lineage: Eukaryota; Viridiplantae; Streptophyta; Magnoliopsida; Cornales; Cornaceae
Product: pentatricopeptide repeat-containing protein At2g39620
Exons: 6
Coding region: 527-3199 (890 amino acids)
Biological process (GO): RNA modification
Molecular function (GO): protein binding; RNA binding
Source: RefSeq, a predicted model, not a curated record
AAUAUAAUGUUAUAACAUGCAUGUUUCAGGAAAAUGAAUCAAUCUUUGGUAAGAUCAAAUUGAAAUCGAAAGCCAAUCUAUUUUUUUUGGAAUGAUUGGCUAUGAAGAUACACAAAUGGGAGCAAAAGAGGAAAAACAUAGAUUUAUCGGGUUUAAUUCUAAAAAAAUAAAUAUAACCCAUAUUUUUAUAUUUUUUUUAAGUUUAAAAAUGGUGUCAAUCUCUUAUUGGGACACGUGAGGGUGCGAGGCACAAUCUGGCUCGGUAGGACUGAAGUUAAAAAAACAAAGAAAAAAAAAACAUAAAAAAGGACGGACGGUCUAGAGAUAUAGAAAUUAAACAGAUAUAUAUAUAUAUAUAUAUAUAUAUAUAUAUAUAUAUAUGCACACCUUAAAAUGUUCCUUCAAGAUAUAUGAGUGCAGACGAAUUAACUUCAAAUGCUAGCUCAAUGGCAUACGUUUUCAAAUGCACUACUAAAAGUGUAGUGACUACGAUCAACGUGUGACACGAACGAAGAGGUGCUGAACGAUGAUCAGCAGACAUGCACUGCGCAGACCUUUCCAUUCCAUCUCAAGAACAUGUCCUGAAACUCUUCCUUUGCCCUCCAACGGUCCAAAGAAUUUUCCUCAACACUGCCUUCGUCUACUCACUUCGUGCAAGGACUUGCAAUCUCUCCUUCGAAUCCAUGGCUGUUUAAUAGUCUCAGGCCACAAACCAGACAGUUUUACAAGUACCCAUCUCAUAAAUUUGUACUCUUCGUUUCAAAGAUGCGACUUGGCUCGCUUUGUUUUCGAUUCCACAACAAACCCAAGUGUGAUUAUAUGGAACUCCAUGAUCAGAGCUUAUACAAGGUCAAAAAAAUUCAAAGAAGCUCUGGAAAUGUACCAUUACAUGUUAGAUAAAUCUCUAGAACCAGACAAGUAUACGUUCACUUUUGUACUGAAAGCUUGUACCGGGAAUUUGGAUUUGCAAAAGGGUGUUUCGAUUCAUCGUGAAAUAGUUAAUAAGGGACUGGAAUGUGAUGUGUUUAUCGGGACUGGGCUUAUUGAUUUGUAUUGUAAAUUGGGUGACUUGGGUCGUGCAAGAGAGUUGUUUGAUAGAAUGCCUGAGAAGGAUGUUGUGGCUUGGAAUGCAUUGAUUGCGGGGUUGUCACAGAAUUUGGAUCCGCGGGAGGCAUUUGGAUUUUUUAGGAGUAUGCAAAUUGGUGGCGGCAAUGUGGAGCCUAAUUCGGUGAGCUUGUUGAAUUUGUUCCCGGCAGUUUCUAAGUUAUUAGAUAUCAAGUCUUGUAAAUGCAUUCACGGAUAUGUGUUCAGAAGGGAUUUUCCGAUUUCUGUUUCGAAUGGGUUGAUUGAUAUGUACUCUAAGUGUGGCCAUGUUGAUAUUGCUCGCAGGAUUUUUGAACGGAUGGGGGCCCGAGAUGAUGUUUCAUGGGGUACUAUGAUGGCGGGGUAUGGCCACAAUGGACAUUUUUUUGAGGUUUUAGAAUUAUUUGAUUACAUGAAAAGAAAGAAUCUGAAUAUGAAUAAGGUAUCGGUUGUAAGUGCUUUUCUGGCAGCUGCUGAGACGAGAGAUUUGGAGAAGGGGAAGGAGAUCCAUGACUGUGCCAUAAAACAAAGGAUUGAUUCAGAUAUUUUGGUGGCUACUCCUCUUAUGACAAUGUAUGCCAAAUGCGGAGAAUUGGAGAAGGCUAAACAAUUGUUUGAAAGACUAAAUGGAAGAGAUUUAGUUGCUUGGUCUGCCAUAAUUGCUGCUUUUGCCCAAUCUGGGCAUCCUGAAGAAGCACUCACUCUAUUUCGACAUAUGCAGAAUGAGAAUUUGAAACCAAAUGCUGUAACUCUAGUGAGUGUCCUUCCAGCCUGUGCAGAAUUGUUGUCUGUGAAACUGGGAAAGAGCAUUCACUGCUAUGCUGUCAAAGCCAAUAUUGGUUUUGAUGUUUCAACAGGAACUGCCCUAGUGUCAAUGUAUGCCAAAUGUGAAUUAUUUACUCCGGCACUAAAUAUAUUCAAUAGGAUGUCAUGUAAAGAUAUUGUGACAUGGAACGCUUUGAUAACUGGAUAUGCUCAGAUUGGUGACCCUUAUCAUGCAAUGGAGAUGUUUUGUCAACUAAAAUUAUAUGGGGUACACCCAGACUCUGGAACAAUGGUGGGUGUGGUGCCAGCUUGUACCCUCUUAAAUGACCUAGACCUAGGAACCUGCAUUCACGGGCAAAUUAUAAAGCAUGGGUUUGAGUUGGACUGUCAUGUGAAUAAUGCUCUAAUUGACAUGUACGCCAAAUGUGGAAGCCUUCCCUCAGCCGAAUUAUUGUUCAACAAAACUCAGCUCCCUAAGGAUGAGAUAUCCUGGAAUGCAAUGAUUGCAGGGUACGUGCAGAAUGGACAUGCUAAAGAAGCUAUUUCUGCAUUCCACCAGAUGAAAUUAGAGACUUUUCAUCCUAAUUUAGUCACAUUUGUGAACGUCCUUCCUGCGGUAGCAUACUUGGCAGCCUUAAAAGAAGGUAUGGCUAUUCACGCCUACGUACUGCAAAUGGGAUUUCAGUCUAAUACCCUUGUUGGAAACUGUCUCAUCGACAUGUAUGCCAAAUGUGGGCGCCUUGAUUAUUCAGUCAAUAUUUUUAAUGAGAUAGAAACUAAAGACACAGUUUCAUGGAAUGCUAUGCUUACUGGUUAUGCAGUUCAUGGGCAUGGGGAUUGUGCUUUAGCACUUUUCUCACGUAUGCAGGAGAGUCAUGUUAAGGUUGAUCUUGUGUCUUUUGUAAGUGUCUUGUCUGCUUGCAGACAUUCAGGUUUGAUAGAGGAAGGGAGGAAAAUAUUUAAUUCCAUGCGUGAAAAGCAUUUUCUUGAACCAAACUUGGAACACUAUGCUUGUAUGGUGGAUCUGUUAGGUCGAGCUGGUCUGUUUGACGAAACUUUGUUUUUAAUUAAAACAAUGCCUGUUGAACCUGAUGCUGGAGUUUGGGGAGCCCUAUUGGGUGCUUGUAGAAUGCAUUCUAAUGUGGAGUUAGGAGAGGUAGCAUUGAAUCAUCUUGCUAAACUGGAGCCUGGAAACCCAGCUCACUAUGUGGUUUUAUCGAACAUAUAUGCUCAAUCUGGUAGGUGGGGCGAUGCAGGAAACACUAGACUGAAGAUGAAUGAGACUGGAUUGACAAAAACUCCAGGAUGUAGUUGGGUUGAUUUAAAAUCAAGGUUCGUGCAUUUUGAGUAGGUGACCAGAGCCAUCCACAAUUCAAGAGCAUGGGUUUACUGUGAAACAGUUUGCUUGAGAAGAUGGAGAAAAUGGGUUAUGUUCCUGACAAGAGCUGCGCAUCACAAAAUGUGGAGGAAGAGGAUUUAGAAUUGUUUCUCUACAGUAUAGUGAAAUAUUAGCCAUAACUUAUGCUCUUCUUAACAGAAUCUGAGUCAACCAUCCAGAUAGUAAAGAAUCUCCUUGUUUGUGUGGAUUGCCACACUACUACAAAGUUUAUUUUAAAAGAUCACAGGCCGCAGGAUCAUUCUCAAGAUGCCACUCAUUUUCAUCACUUUGAGGAUGUUAUCUGUUCAUGCAAGGAUUUCUGGUGACCUUUACGGCAUUUCCGAUGAUGUCAAUAUAUAACAAUGACUGCAGCUUUUCCAAUAAUAAUUUUCAUGCAUGGAUAUAUUUUGCCCAACAUUUACAGUCCUACUGGGUCAGAUAAAUGAACAUAGUAUUCAAACAGCCUGAAUUAAGAACCAGAAGUAGGCUUGGAAGUAUCCUACUAGUUUCCAACAUUUUGGUGCUAGGGCACAGACAGCAUGGACUGGACUCAUGAAGCUACAUGAGAAGUCAAGGCCCACAUGGUUGCUGUAAAAGGCUGGAUUAUGUUCUCGAAGACCCGAUAAGCUUUGUGCUGCCGCCAGCAAUUAAUCCAAAGAAAUUCUGUAUUGUCAUCAAACCUGAAGGAAUCUCAUGGACUUGCAGUUCUGGUUGGGAAGGGUUGCUCAAGAAUGAGAAGGCUCAAAUGGUAACACUUUAAGUUAUGGUACUUGCUUGAAGCUAUCUCAGCUGCAUGAAAGAAUUGUCAGGAACUACAGGAAAGGAAGCCUCUGCAGAGUCUUAAAUGAAUUGGAGAUUAGAUCAACCUCCUUUUGUGAUCUUACAAUAUCUGAAGCUAGUUUGUAUCUGUCAAUAUUGAUCUUAGAAGAAAUGGCAAAUGAUUUCUGAUUCAUUUUAGAUACAAAAAUGCAAGUAGUAAUUUAUAUUUUAGUGUUCCUUAAUCUUUUUAAAACCUGUCAAAUAAUAAUUCCAACUUGUUAAUUUCACUUCCAUUUAAGAAAUAUAGUAUUCUCAUAUAACAAAAUGGUACGUAGUAUAUAAUUAAAAACAAUAUUUUUAUUAUUAUUACUUUUUGGUGACUAGGGAAGUGUUGUGCCUCCCUCCAGAAUGGAGUGAAGGCCAAAAUCUAUUAAUAAUGUUCUCAUUAAGAUUCUCAACUUACCUGCCUCCAUAACCUCGGUCUCUAAUUAUUAAGCUCCUAACUCUAUGCCUUAGUGGACAAAGAAUUGUUCUUGUAGGACUAGGAAUAAAAACCUUUUUUGAGACAACAUUGGCAACUGUAUGUCCCUUACAUGCCCUCGUUAUUGUUAGGAACUCAAAACCUUGACCUUAAUACAACAUUGAAUGUACACUCUAUUAAGACUAAUAACUGCUUCACAACAUUCUUAAGUUGUGAAUGCCAAGCAAUGAUAAUCAUCAUAUUAAAUAGACUGAACAAAGAGUUCAUCCAUGUGCACGCUAUGGGUGGACUGAAAAAUGACAGCAACUACUGUCUCAAAAUCAUGGAGAGUCAAAGAUACAGUGAAGUGAAAACCUUAUUUAAGUGAUCAUUGUAGCAUAAGAUUUUUUGGCGUAGUGAUUGUGACUUGUAACUCCUAAAUUGAAAACGAGAAACAAAUUCUGUGUAUUGAGGUAAGAUUCACUUUUCCUGUGGAAGCCUUGUGUAUUGGGCUAGUCAGCACAAGAUCCAUAGACUUUUAUUUAUUUUUUUCAAAAAUAUUUAUUUUAAUUUUUUAAUUUGGGUUUGGUUUGUUGAUGCAUAUUAUAGAAAUAGUUAUAUUCUUAUUCCAGAGGAGAGGAACUUUUUGCAAGUUACUGUGACUCCUGCUCUCUCAUUAGUAUUUGGCCUAUUGGGCAAUGUGAGAGGCGUGAGAGCGGGGAUCGAAAGUGGGCUCAUUGUGAAGGCAUGUUGGUGGUUAAUAAGGGCAACUUGGUAAUUUCGGUCUCAAGCAGCCUGCCCACCAGAAAUGGCACUCGAGUUUUUCAUCUGUCACUUAUCAAAGAACCUCAUAAACCCUAACUCUUGUUUUCCGAGAUCAGCUCUGUGCCUUUUUAGUGAAGAUGGUGAGGGUUAGUGUUUUGAAUGAUGCUCUUAAGAGCAUGUACAAUGCAGAGAAGCGGGGGAAGCAUUAGGUUAUGAUUAGACCAUCAUCAAAAGUGAUCAUAAGUUUCUUUUAGUGAUGCAGAAGCAUGGAUACAUUGGAGAGUUUGAGUAUGUUGAAGAUCAUAGGGCUGGGAAAGUCGUGGUUGAACUGAAUGGAAGACUAAACAAAUGUGGGCUAAUCAGUUGUAGAUUUGACGUGGGUGUCAAAAAGAUCGAGGGAUUGGCUGCAAGGUUGCUCCCUUCAAGACAGUUUGGAUACAUUGUGUUGACAACUUACGCUGGUAUCAUGGAUCAUGAAGAGGCUAGGAGAAAGAAUGUUAGUGGUAAAGUGCUUGCUUUCUUUUACUAGACUGAGUUUGUCCAAGAAUUUUUCUGAUUUUUUUUUUUUUUUUCAGUGUACUUCAGAACUUUGUUUAGGCUGGGUUUGUCCAGAAUGAUUCUGAUUAUUUUUUUAUAUUUUAUUUUUCUAUGAGUUUGUUAA